Vanrija pseudolonga is the source of this 1791-nucleotide messenger RNA. RefSeq lists its product as uncharacterized. The coding region runs from base 1 to 1791 and encodes 596 amino acids. The transcript has 4 exons. Lineage: Eukaryota; Fungi; Basidiomycota; Tremellomycetes; Trichosporonales; Trichosporonaceae. The record is from RefSeq and is a predicted model, not a curated record.
AUGUCAGAUACACCAAACCCUACAUUCGUGGCGCCUGUUGCCCCCGAACAAACCGCGGCUCCAACGAGCCAUCCUGAGGGCCAGCCCCAACUGGGACAACAUGGGGGUAUUGACGACGGCGGGCCCGAGCGCGAGGACGAAGACGGCGUCGAGGGCGGCAACGACAGCUUCAGCGGCCAUCCUACGACCUGGCUAGAUGUCCCAGGAAUCGGCUACGUGUUGGACCAUUAUGGGGAUAUGGGCAGCUUCGCGGAGCCAGACGGCGUGUUCCCAACUGUCACGUACUGCCUCGGCUUCGGGGAUCCCGAGGAAACCCAUCUCGCCGGGCGUUGGCGCUCCAACACAUGCGUGCCGAGUGAGCUUUCGAUGAUGUGGUUCAUGAACGCCAUUACCGACAAGCCAGAGUGGGCGCGCAAGAUUCACGACGAGCAGAUCCUGGGCAAGUGGCGCGCCGAGCUCGACCGUUUUGUGACCAAGGCAACAGAGGUACCGGGGUCCACCUACUCUUACCCCGAAACUCCGUUGAAGUUUGGCUUCCGCCCCAAGAUGUGGGAGUACUGCAUCGCCGAGCUGAAGGACAAGGCCAAAGUACUGGCCCAGACGGGUGCCGUCAGCGUCUUUGACGGUGGCGCUGCUGUGAUCAAGGCCGAUGGGCUGGUACCCUCCGAAGUCAAGACCAUGCUGCGCGCCGCCGCCGCCAAGUUUGAAGACGUACCCGACAGCGAGAAGGACUGGCAUCCGAACAGCGACGAUCGCGUGCUCGACCUAGUGCACCCGUCGCUGUUCCCGCUGGUGUACGAAAAGACCAGAAUAGUCAAGGACACGCCACUCAACCUGUCCAACGCGCUCGACGCGUACGGAUCAGGCGAGGUCAUUGCCCUGCCGGUAUCUGAAGACUUUGAGUCUGAUAAUCGCGAGUUCUUUUCCGAGCACUUUCAGUGGCUCCCGGCCGAGGUCAAGUUCUCAGCUCGCACCGGCGAAGUCAAGAUCGACAGCUACAUCAACAAUGCCCACCCGUACGAGUUUUCCGGUAUCACAGCGGACGAUAUGAGCGUGGCCAAAAAUGAUGGGCACGAGCCCUUCCGGCUGCAGGAGCUGUCUGGCGAUGACCGUGAGGGCAAUCUCCAGGUCAUUGUUAAGCUGGCAAACAUCCACUUGACGCCCGAAAAGCCGACCUACGACGGUGGGACCUGGCACGUCGAGGGACUGCGGAACGAAUCAAUCUGCGCAACAGCGCUGUACUACUACGACAACGAUAACGUGACACCCAGUACUCUGAGUUUUCGGACGGGUGUUGAUGCCGAGAACUUGAGGCACAACUUCCGGUACGAACAGGGCGACAGGAGCGCCAUGGUCCAGCUAUACGACGGCCAUGUCUUCUCCGCCGAGUGGGGCGCGACCCAGGAGCUAGGCAGAGCAACAACGGUCGAGGAUCGUCUCCUCGUCUUCCCCAAUGUGUACCAACACAAAGUGAGCAGCUUUGAGCUGGUCGACAAGACCAAGCCAGGCCACCGUAAGAUCCUCGCCCUGUUCCUAGUCGACCCGGCAACGCGCAUCAUUAGCACGCAGCAUGUGCCUCCACAACAGCUGGGAUGGGCAUCCCUCCCCGGGGUCGAUGGCCGACUGCCCCGCGAGGUGGCGUCCAUGGUCGAAGAGGAGCUCGACUGCCCAUACAGUCUCGACGAGGCCAAGGAGAUUCGCCUGGAGCUCAUGGAGGAACGAACGGCAAGCAACGAGGAGAUCAAUGAAGGCAUUGCUCAGGAGGUCGAGUUCAACUUUUGCGAGCACUAA